Messenger RNA from Bursaphelenchus xylophilus (pine wood nematode), 1602 nucleotides. The record is from the annotation of a GenBank genome assembly. Lineage: Eukaryota; Metazoa; Nematoda; Chromadorea; Rhabditida; Aphelenchoididae.
AUGGAGCCCAGUGCUUCCGAUCCGACCAGUGCCGGAUAUGUUGACAUGGGCGGGCUGAAGGCCCAGCUUCCGUUGAUGCAUUCGUUGGAGAGCAAGAACAACAACCAGCUGGAUUGUGGCCUGGAUGUGCCGAGCAUUACCCAAUCAGCAUUGGCAGAGUCCGGAUUGGCUCAGAUGGAGAGAACUCAAGUCCUGGACAUGCCCAUCGCUUACGAACAUUAUCAGCAAUUGCCAGUGAUGCAAUUAGGGCCAGGUAAUUUGAGAUUACCAUUCAAUUAACGCCAAAAUUUAAAGCCUCUUUACAAAAUCAGUCGUAUGUCCAACACUCCAUAUACAGCCCCUCCAACUACGGCAGCAUCAACAACACCCAGUCUUACUACACUUUUAACACGGCGUUGGUGUCUCCUGAUCUCACUUAUCUUCAAGCCAGUAACGAGUAAGCCCAUGUUGUUAUUGCGAUUGAUUCGAGCCGGAUUUUAGUCAUCAUUACCUUCAAUUUCCACAACCAAAUCAGUUCACUCCCGGUUUAUUUCGUGCUGAUGAUGGGAAUUAUAAUUUGAAUGCCUAUCAAAACAUCCAAUUGGCGGAUAAAGAAUGCACUUCUUGUGGCCAAUCUUAUAAUUAUAUUCUAAAAAAGGACGAAAGGGGAUGCAGUAUCUGCAUGUCUUGCUUGAACACAUCGGAAACGCCUCAGGAAAUAGAAACAAACGUGCAAUUGGAGGACGAGAGAAACGUCGCUUUCAAGCUGUAUGCUCAAGCCGCCGAAAGUAGAAAGCCUACAGUAACCUCGAGCAGUCAAUCGUCCCUUUCAAAUAUCCAAAAACCGAAGCAAAAAAAGCCCCCGGUAAGUACAAUAAUCAAAUCAAGCGCGGUUUAACACAUGUCCAAAUAAAAACUGAUUUUUGAUGAUAAACAAUAUUUCAGCAAGUCUCCCAACGGCGCCAAGGAUUGGUUUGCACCAAUUGUAAGGGAUCCUCGACGACCUUGUGGAGAAGAAAUCAUAAAGGAGAACCGGUGUGCAAGUAAGGAAAGUGCAUCAUCCCUUAUCAAAAAAUCGUUUCAGUGCUUGUGGUCUCUACUAUAAAUUACACCAAGUCGAUCGUCCGUUAUCGAUGAAAAAAGAAGGAGUUCAGACAAGAAAAAGGAAACCCCGGAAUCAAGAAGGAACCAGUAGAAGAAGUCGGGGACAUAACAGCCAUAGUAAUGCCCAGUCCGCAUCCACUUCUGUUGCCCACAUCGUCUCUGCUCCCUCUGACUUCGGAGAACCGUAUGGAGCUGUGUAUGUUGGGAAUAAUCUGGCAUUGGAUCAAAGCUCGGUGCUCCAACAGCAGGCCCUGGUAGAUCAAUCCUUUGUGAACAACCAACUGUUGCACGAGAACUCCCAGAUGAUCUCCAUGUCCUAUCAGAAUAUGGCUCAUCCUCAAGCCAUGAGUAUGACACAACAGAACGCCUCUCUACCAUUGAUAAAUACAUUUUGUAAGUCAAAUUAUCAUCAACUAUUUGUGUUUAGUCCCCAAAGUGGAAACUCGAUUACCCUCGACCAAUGCUCUGACUAAAGAACUUGGCAAAUCAGAGUCCGCUGAUCAGAAUUUGAAUGUAUAA